AUGGAUAAAGGGAAUAGAGAUAAUGAUAGAGAUCAUAUUGAGAAACAGAAAAAUUCCGUACGGGUACAACUCUUAUUUGAACGAAGUGAAAAAAUGCGAUCUUUGUUGUCUAAUAGAACAAACACUAAUACCUUAAUUGAGUCGGUCAAGAUCAAAUCUGUUUAUCAAAGUGCUUCUCUGAUUGCUCAAGACAUCUCUUUUCAACUGAGAAAGAAAACAAGAUCAUUUCGUUCCAUUUUUAGUAGAAUAGUUAAGGAUAUUCCAUUAGUAAUGAAAAAAGGGGUUGAGGGGAUCCGUAUAUGUUGUUCAGGUCGAUCAGAAGGCGCAGAAAUAGCUAGAACUGAAUGCGGAAAGUAUGGAAAAACAUCUCAUAAUGUAUUUAACCAGAAAAUCGAUUAUGCUUUUGCGGAAGUAUCUACUCGUUACGGAAUCUCAGACGGAAUUCCUUCGUUCCCUUUCUCAAAGGCGAAGAUAUCGAUUUCGAACAAAAAGGGAAUCUCGAGUACAAGCCAAGGAGAAAGACUGCCAUCUCAGACAUACCAUCAACAGAGUCAGGAAAGGACAGGCAUAAGGCACGCUAAAAAAAUCCGGUCUUUCAACUCUAUCCCUUCUCCAGCUAACCAAGCUAAUUCCAAGCUCCCUAUGAGCUCAGAGUCGCUAACGCAAAGAGGAAGAAGAGCUACUUCCAUCAUUCCAAUAGUAACAAGGGCCAUUGGGAGACUACUAAGGAGAAAGUCUUCAGCAGAAGACUCACAAAGGGAUACUGACAAGGCCAAAAACAAAAUUCGGAUUCGGGUGCUCUUGCCGAGGAAGAAUGGAAUGAUCCUUGCCACUUUUUAUUCCCUUAUGCCGAUGCUGACUCUGAUCGCCUUGAAUACUAUCCUUUCCUUAGGAAUAGCAGGAAAGAUCAGAUCCAUGAAGACUAUGGGUCAGGGGUCAGGAUAUUUAGUUAAACCCGCCCCAGUCUUUAACCUGGGAAUAAAAUAUUUAAAAAAGAUCCUCCCGGAAAAGCUUGAACGUGUCGAGAAGAAGUCUUUCCAAACCCAAGUAUGGUAUUUUCUAUCUUAUUUGUCAGCAAUUCAAGGAAUUGGAUUUCUUUCAUGCCUUACUUUCAAAGGUUGGGUUCUCUCUGGGCGGUCGAGCCCUAUCCUUUGCUCUAAGAGGGUUGGGCUGCUCAGCAGGGCUUGCCUUGACUGUAGACUUUACUUUACGAGUGCUGCUCACAUACCAAAACCAUAUGAUGCCUCUCGGCGAGGGAACAUCAGGCUCUGA
This is a messenger RNA of Vicia faba (fava bean), 1272 nucleotides long. Lineage: Eukaryota; Viridiplantae; Streptophyta; Magnoliopsida; Fabales; Fabaceae. The record is from the annotation of a GenBank genome assembly.